AUGUUUAUUGAUGCGCAGCAGCUCCUCAAUUACGACUUCGGCGGCUGGCCUCUCUCAGACUCCGCUGACAUCUCUUCCAUUGUACAAACAAAAUUCUCCCGGAGAGCUCUGAGUAGCUCCCAAAGACAUCUAGCUCCUCAUCCCAAAACUUCUGCCAGGAGGCACAAGGACUCCCAGGUUCGAGUCAGUGCGCAGCCGACAAUCCUACCAGUGCCGGGCGUUGAUGCAGACACUCCCGAUUCCAAAGGCAUCAAAAAACUUGCUGAACUUCUUCGUGACUUAUGUGCAACUAAAUCAACUACCGCCAUCCAUGCGUGUUCUAUGAAAUUAUACUCACUGCCCAGCUCCGCAGAUGCACGAGAGGUCGAGAACAUCAUCAAACAACUGCAACCAAAGUAUGAUCUAAACACAACCACCGCUGCAGUCUGCGCUAUGCUUCGUAAGGGUUUUACGGAUGUCUUGAACACGGCAUCGGUCUCAUUUGAGCAAAGGGCCGCGACCGACUCUAUAAACUCUGAACGCAGAAACUCAUUUGAAAGGGGCAGGCCACAAAAUCCGAAGCAGACUGAUGUGCGCUCUGCGGAACCCAAGGUGCGGCCAAAAAGCAGAGAGUCGCAGCCUCAACUGCCACGUCAUCAAGAGUCCCCACCCCAAGCGUCUCAUCCACAAGAGGCCCCAUCACAAGUAUCCCCACAAGCAUCUCAUCCACAAGAGUCUCCAUCGCAAGAAUCCCCGCCACAAGCGACUCACCCACAAGAUUCCUCAUCGCAAGAGUCUCCGCCACAAGCGACUCACUCACAAGAGUCCUCAUCACAAGAGUCCCCGCCACAAGCAUCACGCUCCCAACAGUCUGCGCCCCAAGAGUCGUUGCUGCGAGAGUCACAUCACUUCCGCCCUGCGGUGUCAAAGUUACAGUCAGAAAGCAAUAGUUCGCAAGCCUCUGAAUCCCAACCGAUUGACCAGCCGUCUUCCCCUCCCGUUGCGCCCGCCGCCGAAAAGUUGAACAUACACAAAGUGUCGAUCAGAAAUCAUGGACACUUCUAUUGGGCUUUUAGCUCCUCAACGAAAAGUGUGUCAAGCCCGCCUAUUGACCCUUGGCAACUUUCUGGUGAACAGAUCCCCAUGGAAGACGGCUAUGUCUUUAUGCAUAAAGACAAUCGGAACAACGAGUUGUCAAUCUGGUUAUGGAAGGAGGGGAUGUGGACUGAUAUCACGGAAGCUUACUCUUCUGACACUGGAAAUGUCAACCACCCCCAGCUCUCCAGUCACGUUCUCACGUUUAAUGCGAAAACGGAAGAUAUUCUCGACCCGUCCUAUAUUAAAUACGAAACCUGGAAAGCCAGGCAGGGCGGAUAA
Messenger RNA from Laccaria bicolor S238N-H82, 1356 nucleotides. RefSeq lists its product as uncharacterized. Bases 1 to 1356 code for a protein of 451 amino acids. The transcript has 6 exons. NCBI's taxonomy places the organism in Eukaryota, Fungi, Basidiomycota, Agaricomycetes, Agaricales, Hydnangiaceae. The record is from RefSeq and is a predicted model, not a curated record.